Phyllostomus discolor (pale spear-nosed bat) is the source of this 2220-nucleotide messenger RNA. RefSeq names its product interleukin 12B (gene IL12B). The transcript is spliced from 7 exons. The record is from RefSeq and is a predicted model, not a curated record. Gene Ontology annotation, molecular function: cytokine receptor activity; protein binding. Gene Ontology annotation, cellular component: membrane; external side of plasma membrane. Lineage: Eukaryota; Metazoa; Chordata; Mammalia; Chiroptera; Phyllostomidae. Bases 1 to 990 code for a protein of 329 amino acids. Gene Ontology annotation, biological process: immunoglobulin mediated immune response; cytokine-mediated signaling pathway.
AUGCAUCAGCAGCAGUUGGUCCUCUCCUGUUUGUCCCUGGUUUUCCUGGCAUCUCCUCUCCUGGCCAUAUGGGAACUGGAGAAAGAUGUUUAUGUUGUAGAAUUGGACUGGUAUCCUGAUGCCCCUGGAGAAACAGUGAUCCUCACCUGCGAUACCCCUGAAGAAGACAACAUCACCUGGAGCUCGGACGAGAGCAGUGAUGUCUUAGGCUCUGGCAAAAACUUGACCAUCCAAGUCAAGGAGUUUGGAGACGCUGGCCAGUACACCUGUCACAAGGGAGGCGAGGUUCUCAGCCAUUUUCUCCUUCUGCUUCACAAAAGCGAAGAUGGAAUUUGGUCCACUGAUAUUUUAAAGGACCAGAAAGAACCCAAAAAUAAGACCUUUCUAAAAUGUGAAGCAAAGAAUUAUUCUGGACAUUUCACCUGCUGGUGGCUGACAGCAAUCAGUACUGAUUUGAAAUUCAGUGUGAAAAGCAGCAGGGGUUCCUCUGAGCCCCGAGGAGUGACCUGCGGAGCGGCAACUCUCUCGGCAGAGAAGGUCAGAGUGGACCACAGGGAGUACAGGAAGUACACGGUGGAGUGCCAGGAGGACAGUGCCUGCCCAGCUGCCGAGGAGAGGCUGCCCAUCGAGCUCGUGGUGGAUGCUGUUCACAAGCUCAAGUAUGAAAACUACACCAGCAGCUUCUUCAUCAGGGACAUCAUCAAACCAGACCCACCCAAGAACCUGCAGGUGAAGCCAUUAAAGAAUUCCCGACAGGUGGAGGUCAGCUGGGAGUACCCCGACACCUGGAGCACCCCACAUUCCUACUUCUCCCUGACAUUUUCUCUUCAGGUUCAGGGCAAGAACAAGAGAGAAAAGAAAGAUAGACCCUUCGUAGACAAGACCUCAGCCCACAUCACAUGCCACAAGGAUGCCGUGAUCCGCGUGCAAGCCCGAGACCGCUACUAUAACUCACCCUGGAGUGAGUGGGCAUCUGUGUCCUGCAGUUAGAUUCUACUCCCAGGAUGAAACCUUGGAGGAAGAGAGGAAGAUAUGUAAAACUUUUAAAAGACACAAUGCAACAGACCCAAAGAGAUAUUUUCUACCUAAUUUGCUUUUUUUAAGGGUCAUAAUAAUGUCUUGUUGUAUUUUUUAUAUUUAAAUGCUAACACCCCCCUGAAACAAUCAGAUAAUUUAUUUAUAGAGUUUCCAGCUAGCACAUUGCAACUGUUAUUUAAAUAUUUAAUUUAUGUAUUUAUUAAUUUAUUAUGGUUAACAUUUUUGCACCAAGAUUUGUAUGUUUCACCCUCUUGUGACCUGAUCCAUAUAGAAUGGAUCCUAUUAUGUAUGCAAAAUGUGAAGUUAUGUGUCAUUUAUACUGACAACUUCUCAAUUGAGGCUGCAAGUGCCUCAGUUUUAUGACAACCAGUAAGAACGCAAUGUUCUGAUGCCAGUGCCACAGUGUAUUUGUGAUGGAUGGGAACGCAAGAGAUAUUAAACAGAGACAGGGAGAGACAGGAACCCACUUGAGGAGGUUGUAGAAAGAUGUUUGUUCUCAUAUCCAUGAAGAUUUACUUGAAGUGGUGUUGACAAUUCAGGGCCACCUGCACUUCCAAGCAGGUUUAGUCUUUGGAUGUCUGAAUUUAGAAAGGGCUAAAAUUCAAAAAAAAAAAAAAAGCUGAAAUUCAGCUUCAGCGUCUGCAGCAAUCCCCACCCCAUCUGUCUGUGUGACAUGGAAGAGUGACACAGAGACAUCACAAGCGUCUGGAAGGUAAAAAGAUGUUAUGAUUCAAGUGUAGUUAUGGCUAAGGUCAUAAGAUUGUCAGAAUUGCCAGUUAUUCCUGCAUAUCCAUACAAGAAAAGCAGACAGAUGCAAAGAAAUGAUCAACAAUCACUCUUACAGGGUCAGCGUCAGUGAACCUGACAAGCAGAUAGGACCAAAAGUGCUGAACCAUUAAGGUGCUACUUUUAAGUAAUGAAUGUGCUUUCUGUAAAGUAAUUCCAUUUGUUUUUAUUUUUAUACUCCUGUGAACUAAUAAAAAUGUAAUUUUCCUUUGCCAUAAUAUUUUGGGCUUUCUCAGCUGACUUGGGUAUCCUGUCCCAACAUUUACCAGGGCUGCAAAUUUUUCCCCUACCAAUGAAGAACUGCCCCUCCUUAAAGCAAUUCCAUUUGCAUUUUUGCAGAGUUGCCCUUUCCCUUUAUAGGAUUCCCAGAGUCAGUGUCUUGCUGAGCUCAGGGAC